Molecule: messenger RNA, 4489 nt
Organism: Bombyx mandarina (wild silkworm)
Lineage: Eukaryota; Metazoa; Arthropoda; Insecta; Lepidoptera; Bombycidae
Gene: mal
Product: molybdenum cofactor sulfurase
Biological process (GO): Mo-molybdopterin cofactor biosynthetic process
Molecular function (GO): pyridoxal phosphate binding; molybdenum ion binding; molybdenum cofactor sulfurtransferase activity
Source: RefSeq, a predicted model, not a curated record
CUCUUGGGUUAUUUACACGUUUUAUUUUAUUGCAAAACCAGUUACAGAAUUCUGCUCAAAUAACCAGCUCAUAAAAAGCUCGCCUAGUCAUUUUAAUCUCAAUAUAAUAUUUGAUUUUUUAAAGUCUAUUGUUAUAACUGUUGCAUCGUUGGACAGCUUUGUCGUAUUUCGUGCAACUGGUCAGUUUGUUUUUAGGAAGUGAUAAAAUUAAAGGUUAGCAAAAUGGGAGCAUUGAAUUCAAUAUUCUGUAGGACUGAAACAGGUACUAAUGAAGAAUCCGCAGAGAUGACCGUGCUAAGUCAAAUAAUAGAGCCCGAUGAUAUGAUAAAAAUUACAUCAGAGUUUGCAAGACUGGGAGACAGAUGUUAUUUGGACAAUGCCGGUGCUACUUUAUACCCAAAAAGUUUGAUUACGUCCAUAAAUGAAGACUUAUUAAAAAAUGUUUAUAUGAAUCCUCAUACAGAUAAAAAUACAAAAAAUUACAUAGAACAAAUUAGAUGUCUCAUACUAAAACAUUUCAAUACAGAUCCUUCAACAUAUACGUUGAUUUUCACAUCUGGAACCACUCAAGCCUUGAAAUUAGUUAUUGAAUCAUUUCAAUUUAUGAAGAAUGAAGAUGAUGAUUUAAAUUGUGGUUCCUUUGUUUACCUAGAAGACAAUCACACAUCUGUUGUUGGUUUAAGAGAACUUGCAGUAGACAAAGAUGCAGAAGUAGUCCACAUAGCCCAUGAAGAUUUCUUAAAUGUGAUAAACACGAAAGCCAAACAAACAAGCAAAUACACAAAUGGUGGUAACAGUCUUGUUGCUUAUCCUGCUCAGAGUAAUUUCAAUGGUUUUAAAUACCCUUUAAACUGCAUAGAGAAUAUAAAAAAUGGAUGUCUGAACAAUCACUUGAAAAAGCAUUUAUGUGAGAUAAACAGUGACUGGUACGUUCUGUUAGAUGCUGCUGCAUAUGUUGCUACCAGUAAAUUGGAUCUCGCAAAAGUGCAACCAGAUUUUGUAUCUUUAUCGUUUUAUAAGAUUUUUGGUUUCCCAACUGGAUUGGGAGCUUUAUUAGUUAAGAAAUCUAGUGAGAAUGUUUUAAGCCAAAAAAGGUAUUUUGGUGGAGGCACUGUUGAUGCAUUAUUGAGUAAUGAGCACUAUCAUAUCAAAAGGGAAAUCUUUCAUGAAAGAUUUGAAGAUGGAUCUCUAUCUUUCUUAUCCAUAAUUUCUUUAAAACAAUGUCUGGAUACAAUGUACAGAAUCAUACCAAGAAUAAUACAUGACGAUAUUAUGGAAACAAUAUCUUACCAUACGUUUUAUUUAGCAAAAGAUUUGUAUUGUCAGCUAUUAGAUUUGCGACAUCGAAACGGCACAAAGGCUAUCAAAUUCUAUUUAGAUUCAGAUUUUAGUGACAUUACAAAGCAAGGGGGUGUUUUAACUUUUAAUCUGGUGAGAGAAGAUGGAACUUACAUUGGUUUUUCCGAGUUCCAACACAUGGCAGACUUAUUUAACAUAAGUGUCAGAACAGGAUGUUUUUGUAAUUCUGGAUCAUGUCAAAGACAUUUGCACAUGUCAAACAAGGAUAUGAAAGAUAUGUAUAAUGCUGGUCACAGAUGUGGAGAUGAAGUAGAUUUAAUUAACGAAAAGCCCACAGGUGCUAUAAGAAUAUCAUUUGGAUACUACAAUACCUUUGAAGAUGUUGACAAAUUCGUUAAUAUGAUAUGCCGAUGUUUUGUUAAUGCAAAGGCAAGAAAACAAAAGCGUAUCAUAAAUCAUUUUGUAGAAACACCAAAGAUUAAACAUUAUAAUGGCAAUGUUAAUAAAAUAAUUAAUGAACAAAUUUACUUUAAAAAUGUUGAUGAUGUACUGAUAAACAUUCCACCAAUGAGUACUAAAAUAAUAUUAAAGGAAAUAUGUAUAUUUCCAAUUAAAUCAUGUGGAGCGUUCAAAAUUUUGUCAGGUUGGAACAUAGGUCCAAAAGGUUUUGAAUACGACCGAGAAUGGAUGAUAGUUAAAGACAAUGGAGUGUGUCUCACACAGAAACAGAAUACACGUAUGUGCAUGAUUCGCCCACAAAUCGAUCUCAAACAAAAAGUAAUGAUAUUAAAUUUCCCAGGUAAAACUCCGAUAUCCAUACCCUUGGAAAAUUCUAUAAACGAGGUACAGAAAAAUGGAUCACUCUGUCAUAGUAAAGUCUGUACAGAUAUGAUUAAGGGCAUUGAUUGUGGUGAUGAAGUUGCAGACUGGAUAUCUGAAGCUCUUGAAGUGUCAUUCCUUCGUUUAAUACGACAAUCUAGCAACGACAACAGAUCUCUAAAGAAGAAGAAAGAUGAAGAUAAAAAAUUAUUGUCGCUUAGCAAUCAGGCUCAAUAUCUUCUAAUUAAUAAAGCAACAGUUAAAUGGCUUAGUGAAAAGAUCAAAGAUCCUCUCUUUACUGAUGAUUUAAAUCAUUUAACAGACCGAUUUAGAGGGAAUCUCAUUAUAGAAAUGGAACAAGAAUUGUUGGAACGUGAAUGGCACAGUGUUAUAAUUGGAAAUCACGAGUUUAAGGUGGAAGGGCAGUGCCCCAGGUGUCAAAUGGUAUGCAUAGAUCAACAAACUGGCGAGAAAACUGUAGAGCCCCUUAGGACAAUAGCAGAACAAUUUGGAGGGAAACUUCGAUUUGGUAUUUACUUGAGUUAUGUUGGCACAGUGAAUAAAUCUGACGACAGAACUUUGAAAACUUAUUCUCCAAUUAAAGCAAUACUAAAUGAUGACAACAUCAGUAGAUGAAAUGAAAACUGAAGUUGAUGAAACCAUAAUUAAUAUUAGAUUUAUUCCAAUCAUUCCAUUUUCUAAACGCGUCCCAGAGACAAUUACUGAGUAAAUUGGGCGAAACGGGAGGUAUGAUGUGAUAAUGCAAACAUAAUUUGCUCGUUUGAAUGAAAAAACGAAUUGACUUAUUUUAGUAACUGCAAACUUCCUCUAAUCCAGGGGUUCCCAGCGUUUUUUUCUGCUCUUAUUGCUCCUCUUAACAAUCGGCCAUGAUGGGCGAUUAUAGAAACUCAUGAUAGUGUAGAAGGUAUAAAUGUCUGUAAUCGGCCAUCAUCGCGUAUGGUCGUGCACAAUCGGCGUUGUGUCGGUAGAUCAAAGGAAUGAUGGCCCAUGAUUGUGUGAGCGUCCACACCAUUGCCGAUUAGUCAGGAUGUAGUUGUCUCGAGUGUGUGUCAAUUGUGUCGACUACAAAACUAUGGUUGCGUGGACCUUGUUUUGUUCCGAUUGAUAGCCACCACCCACCACCUUCCUCCAUCUUGUUUAUUGUUAUCGGUAGGCAGCAGCUUGGCUCUGCUCCUAGCAUUGCUGAAGUCCAUGGGCGACGUAACCACUCACCAUCAGGUGGGCCGGCCGUAUGCUCGUCUGUCUACAAGGGCAAUAAAAAAAAAGAAUUUCCCGAUUCUUUUUUCGCGCACAUUAACUAAAUGACUAUAUGAGUUAACUAAAAAUAUUUUCGCAGCCGCGAUCUCCUCGAUUUCCAUCGUCGAUACCUAGACGUCUUAACAAAACAGUAGACAGUACUAGACAGUCAGUAAAUGAACGUUCACGAUUGUGUGGAGAGCUGCCCGAUCAUGGCGGCAAUCAUGGACGAUCAUUUGUUGGCCUAUCAUGGACGAUCAUUUGUUGGCCUAUCAUGGCCGAUUGUGAAGUGGAGCCUAUAGACCACUUUCAAAAUUUAACUGAUUCUGGUUGACAACUUCCAUGCUAAAUUUCUACCAUAUUCCCAAAACUUGACAAAAAAUUGACGCGUAAAUCUAACUAUGGAAAUUUGCGUUGCAGCUAAAUUUGGACGACGAAUUAAAAUAGGGGGAGAAUUGAUUUUUUAUUAUUAAUUAAUUGAUUGCGCUGCGAGUGGAUGUCAAAAAAGUUAAGUUGGCCAAAAAAAGUAAACGAGGAACCAAUCAGUUCUCACUUAUUUCACUUAUAAAACCACGGUAAUAUAAAUUCACGUGGACACCUGGUGGGAACUAAGGCUCUAAUCAAAAGCUAAAGUCAUCUUAACCAAUUGAUUUUACAUAUAUUUCAUAGAUAAAAUAUUGGAUAUAGCGUGAGAAUUACUUAAAUAUUAGUGGUUUUAAGCUCAUUUUGAAUAAAUCUGGGAAUGUUGAAAUUAAACUAUUUCUCAAUUCAUAAAAUUAGUUACGUUACUUUUUAAAUCAUCUCUGAAAUCGCACUAUCAAUGAAUGCAAAGAUUGAGGAAGUAGUUUGCUGCCUGCAUGCACUCCACAUGCAGUGAUCUAAAACCUGCACAAGGCUAGGGUUAUUAGCUCUUUAGAAGAUUGUGUAUGAGCUCUUCAAGUUUGCAAACAAUAUUGCUAACUGCACACCAAUUGUUCUAUUUCUGGAAUCAUCUCAUUUAAGUUGGCUUUUAUGACUUUCAUUAAAAAAAUGUAAUCUGUAAAGGACAUGGGCCAUUUUCGGCCCAGCUACUCGUGCUCUCAAGGACAUUAAUGAAAUAUCUAUAGAAAACAUU